AUACCAUAUUUUACAGCAAAAAAAAAAAAAAACCAAAAUCUUUUCUUUUGUUUGUUAAGAGAAAUCCAAUCAUGAAGCGUGGAGUUUCGGUGGUGAGUUUCGUGGUGGUGCUUUGCAUGGUCCUGAUGACGGCCAGGCAAGCCCAAGCCGCAAUCAACUGCGGCCAAGUCACCGGAGCUCUGGCUCCUUGCCUAUCCUACCUAAUCGGAAGCGGAGGGACCCCGACCGCCGGAUGUUGCGCCGGAGUGAGGCGUCUGCAGUCCCUGGCCGCCACCCAAGCCGACCGCCGGACGGCGUGCAACUGUGUCAAAUCCGCCGCCUCCGGCUACAGCAACCUCAGGCCUGACAGGGCUUCCGGUCUUCCCGGAAAAUGCGGAGUCAAAUUCAAUUUCAACAUCUCCCCCUCCACCAACUGCAACAGCAUUCCAUGAAGAGUUUUCCUACAGAGAGAUCAUAUAUGAAUAAUGGGCACAAACAUUUCGGGCUAUAGUUGCGGAUUUUUUUUAACAUUAUUAUAUGUUAUUAAUUAGCAGUUAUGGUUUUGAUGUUUGUGUUCUUUAAUUUCUUGGCGUUGUACUAAUUAAGUUGAGUUGCGCCCUAUGGGCCUUUCUUCACUUAAUAAUCGACACUUUUUUCAUAUACUCCUACGUUAUUAUUUAUAGUCA
Molecule: messenger RNA, 665 nt
Organism: Oldenlandia corymbosa var. corymbosa
Lineage: Eukaryota; Viridiplantae; Streptophyta; Magnoliopsida; Gentianales; Rubiaceae
Source: the annotation of a GenBank genome assembly